AUGGCAGGAGGGCCCCCUAGCAUGAAGGAGGAGAUAGAAAUGUGCAUAGCUGGAGAAGUGGGGCCUGGAAGCCAUGGGAAAACUCGAGACCAACUGGUGAUAGCAGAAAUGAUGGAGCAUGGAUCCUGGUCACUAGGUGCUCCCCAGAGGCGACAGAAGUUGGAACCAAAGGCUUCUGGUUCUUCUGCAAGCCAAACAGUUUGGACUAUGGGUGCUACCCGGCCCAAAAAAAUUGGUACUGGGCACCAGCUGCAGAAGCCCAGAAUGUCACGAGAGACAGUGCAUGGCAGUGCCCAUCCCCAAGAGUAUCCAGGCAGCUUGCAAGGCAUGAGGUUUCAUUAUGAACGGCAAGAGCUGCACCUUGAGUGCUCCAGGCAAGGACCACUGCACAUGAUCACUGGACGCCUGCGUGCCCUCGAGGACCAGGGCGCCACCUGGCGGCACAGGGAGGCUGUGUUCUUCACCAUGCUGGUGUCUGCCUGCAUCGCCAACCUGUGGCUAUGGAUGCGCCAGUGA
Marmota flaviventris (yellow-bellied marmot) is the source of this 516-nucleotide messenger RNA. Lineage: Eukaryota; Metazoa; Chordata; Mammalia; Rodentia; Sciuridae. The record is from RefSeq and is a predicted model, not a curated record.